AUGCUUGCGGGCCCAGAGAGCAAACCAUUGGACCAUCGGCUGUCUGCGUCCGAUGAGGUACAUGCAUCUUUGAGUGGUGUGGGGAGGGGCAUAUCCGCAGUCUACACCUGCGCAAUGAGCAGCGGCGAGGGCAUAAUAAACAACUACAGCCAGGUGGCACCAUUGGGACCAUCAUCUUCGUCUGUAGACUGCUUCCACGUUAGCAGCUCUAGCAGCUCUCCCAACAGGAUACAGAUGAACGGGACAGUUGGACAACAACAGAGCGGAGGCUGGAAAGUCGAGCAGUCGCAGCCAAUGAAGACAGAUCGGUACGUUUCUACACUCGAGGAGUCCCACUACACCCACACUGCCAGCACCAGUAGCAGAAUCAGUUCCAAGGUGGUUUAUGUGGGUACCCCGUUGACACCAUAUACCAACAGCCAAGGCGGGCCAUUGACUUCAGGAGCGCCACCAGUGAGCUCCUGCUCUAGGGCUGGAGCAUUCUCCGUUGUUGCGUCCACUGAUUACGGCAAUACUAAUAACGCCACUUGUACAUCAUCGAUUAUGGGUGAAGGCUCUCCCCCAACUGGGGUACCGCGUCAAUUGAUGAAUAUCAACAUUGGUGGAUCUACAGGUGGUGGUGGUGGUGCUUCUGCUUCUGCUUCUGCACCAGGCAGCAACUCGUUGCGCAUGAGCAACUCUAUGGAGGUGGCUUCAUGGUCGCCGCAAGGCACACCCACCGUGCCCGGCGCCCCGCCUCUUAUUUUUGCUAACUAUGACGGUGUUGUUCGGCUCAGGACACACCCGCUGCGUUUCAAGAUGUUGCCAUCACCUGUACCGUAUGACAUUGUCUUCGCGGGGUGCCCCAACGACCCUCCGUCGAAGCGACUCGCACAUUACCAGGCAAUUAUGUUACGUUGGUAUCAACACAUUGUGGUGGCACAGGAAAAUGUUCGUGCUCGCAUUCGUCAGCGCUGCCCCCCGCCGCCUGAAAGCAUCCAGAAGCUGGGAGUACCACCCGAUGCGACGGAGCUGCAGAAUUGGUCCACGCAGUGCUGUCGCUGGUGGGAUGAGACAUCGCGGAAGCGGACGCGUCGUGGUCACCGCGGCGGAAAAACCCCAACGGGUGGAAAUGGUUCGAGGGUAUCCCCUCAGCAGCAGCAG
This is a messenger RNA of Trypanosoma grayi, 1143 nucleotides long. RefSeq lists its product as hypothetical. The record is from RefSeq and is a predicted model, not a curated record. NCBI's taxonomy places the organism in Eukaryota, Euglenozoa, Kinetoplastea, Trypanosomatida, Trypanosomatidae. The transcript has a single exon. The annotation marks the transcript as partial.